AUGAAGACAACAAAACACAAUAUAAUAGCAGAGGAAAGACAGGGAAAGGCAGGCAAUGAAAGGCGCGAAGUGUCACAAGUGAGGGAUUCUAGACAAUCAGUUGUGGGAGUUCCUCAUCGAUAACCGUUCGCUUUGAAGACCAAUUCAUUAUUCGGACGAAUAGUGGAGAGAAUAGCGGAUCUGUUGGAACCGAUGGGCAACGGAUCUCUAGUAAUAAUGCCGUUCACGCCAUCAGCCUAUCGACAAGACAUCCAUAGUAUGACGACAUACUGUUUGGGCCGCAAUAGCAUCGGCACAAUGAUUAGUGCACCGCAAAGAGUGAGGGCCGUUCUCAGGUGUCAUAUCCCUGAAUAUAUUAAGCCUUAUGUUUCUGUCGUGGCGUGGAUUAAAAACUCUGUCCAUCAAAUAGUUGGCACCGACGACAAAUAUAGUGUCUUUCCCAGCGGUGAACUCCAUAUAAGGGACUCAAACCAAUCGGACGACCACUCAUUUACUGGAUACCGGUGUCAGGUUAAGAAUGUGGUCAACAACGAAACAAAGCUCAGCACUCAGGGCACUAUUAUAAUAUCAGAUUGUCGUUCGGUUGUAGUUGUAAAGGAAGGCACCGAUAUGUUGGAGCUGCCCUGUGCUGCACAGGCUAUGCCGCCGCCGACAUACAGUUGGCAUCGAGUGACUCGAAUGGAUGGAGUGAGACAUCCAAUAGUGGGUCACCAACGCUAUGAAUACCGAAGAGGAUCUCUAAUUAUAAGAGAUGUUCGCUCGACAGACGCUAAUAAAUACGUUUGUGUCGCCACUAAUAGCAUCGGUGAAGCGAAAUGUGAGACCGAAGUGAUCACAUUUGCACCGUUGGUGGUGUCGGUGGAGCCCAAGAAGUUGGUGGUCGAAGCGAACCAAAGAGCACUAAUCAAUUGCUCGCUUUACGGAUAUCCCCUCAACAAAGUGAUAUGGAUUCACAACGGACACACCAUUUCCCCCGAACACCGUUCAUAUAAUGUUCAGUCCUUUUCAGACCAAUCAAUUCUUGUCAUCAAUUCUGUGACAAACAGUGAUCAGGGCGUUUGGCAGUGUUUGGCAUUAAAUUCUGGCGGAGACUCGGCUAUAGAUAGCACUCAAUUAAUUCUUGAUGGUCUUCGGCCCAAUUUUAUUGAACUGUUUGGCGAUCAAAAUGUUGGAUUAGACGAUAGAAUAUCACUCAAGUGUGUCGGCACAGGCCAUCCAAUCCCAAUGAUUACAUGGUUUCUCGAUGGCUCUGAACUCGACAUUAGAAAACAAGAGGCACACACUCUCCACAAAGCACUGUGGGACGAAUACGUUGUCGACAGGAAUACAAUCGUUAGUUAUUUGAAUAUAACUGUUUCGUCCGUUUUUGACGGCGGACUCUAUGAGUGUGUCCUCACAAAUAAAGCCGGAAAUAAUCGACACUCGGCUCACAUCAGAGUCAAAGGGCCCACAAAUAUCAGACAAAUGCACACCAAAAACUUCACUGCAAUGAAUGACAUCACACUUAACUGUCCGGUGGUCGGCGAUAAGCCCAAGAUUAUUGAAUGGCAUAAAGACGACAAAAAAUUGCCACUUAAUCACCGGCACCGACUCCAAGCCAACGGAACACUUGAUAUAAUGCAUUUGGACAAAAGUGACUCCGGCAUUUAUACGUGUAUAGCGUUUGGAGAUAACAACUUGGAUGCUGUGAAGCAAUCGUUUCUAAUGCGAGUGAAAGUGCCGCCCGUCAUCGAAGGCUUUAGUUUUGAUAAUAAAUUGCAGUCAGGAAUGAGGACAAGAAUUUACUGCAACGUUGCACAGGGAGAUCCACCCGUUAGCAUACAGUUCCUCAAAGAUGAUAAACAAAUAAGCAGUGAUCGCGAUACAGGCAUCACUGUUCAAGAAGUCGACCCCUUCUCCCUGUCACUCGCCAUCGCAAACCUCUCAGCCAUACAUAAUGGCAAUUAUAGUUGCAUUGCAUCUAAUGAGGCCUCGACUGUCAGCUAUAGUUCCCAACUUAUAGUGAACGUGCCUCCGAAGUGGAUAAUUGAACCGAAAAAUACGGACGCAGUCGAAGGAAAUAGUGUGAGAAUAGACUGCUCUGCUGAUGGCUUUCCCAUUGUUCAGAUUACAUGGAAACGACUCCAACACUCCUUUAAUAGUGAGUCCAAUACAAAGGGAGUCCAUCAACAGUAUCUCCUGAUAAGAAGUGGCCCUAAAUAUCAAGUUUUCCAAAAUGGAUCCCUUAAUGUCGGCACAAGUAAACCAUCGAAAGAAAUUAAAUUUAUGACUGAAGAAGAAUCGCCAUCAGGUCCGCCAACUCGGGUCCAGUUGACGACAAUCGACGCCAAUAGUAUUAAAGUCGACUGGUUUUCACCACCUUUUCAUCAAAUCAAUGGCGAACUGAAAGGAUUUUAUAUCGGAUAUAAAGCGCUCAAUACUAACGACCCGUUUAUCUAUAAGACCGUACAAACAAAGCCGAACCUGGAUUUGGGCUCUGCUUUCUCAUUGAUAUUACAGGGGCUCAGGCCUUACACACACUACUCAGUUAUAGUUCAGGCGUACAAUAACGUGGGCGCCGGUCCCCGAUCUGACGAGAUGACUGUCCGCACGGGAGAGAGCAUACCGUCGAGUGCUCCGACGGGUGUCAGUUGUGUGUCAUUCUCAUCGCAAAGCAUAACCAUCUCGUGGAACAGUCUAUCGGAAGACAGCAUUAAUGGUGUCUUAAAGGGAUAUCGAGUUUAUUACAGACCCACUGAUAAUAAAGAUGUGAUGAAAAAUGAAGUAACGGCUCAACAAAACAAACUAACACUCUAUGGACUCCAGAAGAAUGCCAACUAUUCGAUGGCUGUGAACGCGUUCAAUCAGAUGGGAAACUCUGCGUCGACCAGUAUUUUCUGCAAAACACAGGAAGACCUGCCCUCACAACCCGAUGCCAUCAAAGCAUUUCAAUCGAGUCCUGAUUCGGUGAUUGUCAGCUGGAAAGCACCCAAACAAGCGAAUGGAGUGAUCAGAAAAUACUCAAUUUAUAGGAAAAGUACAAAUGAAGAGGAAGUGACCAGUUUUACAGUGCCUUCACAUCUUUAUUAUCAACUGUUCCACGAGAUGGUUAUGCUUUGCGAUGAGAAUGACACACAACUGACUCGAGGUCAUAAAUAUGCCUUUUGGGUGACCGCAUGGACUGCUGUCGGUGAAGGACUCAACUCUAAUAUCGUUAACUUUCUGCGCGAAUCGUCUCAUUCGGUGAUCAAAUUGAAGAGACUGUCGGACAAAAUGUGGAACUCCUCUGCAAAUCAGUUGGAAUUCCUGAACCAAAUACCGAAUGGAAAAUCAACGGACGAUCUCUUGAUUUGGAUGGAAUCGGAUUCCAACUCUAAUUAUCCUUUGUCUCCAAUUGUGGAAGUGCUGAAUGUGACGAGCAGUUCCAUUAUGAUUAAAUGGACAUUAAGAGGCAAUGAAUUGGCGCCCAUUAGAGCACAUGAAGUAUACUUCAGAAGCAGUCAAAACAAGGAGUGGAAGUAUUAUAUAAUUACAGACGAAGGACUCGAUAAGAAUAAGACGUUUUCAAUCGAGCACUUGUUGUGCGGAAAUCUCUAUCAAAUAUAUGUGGUUAAUGUCAACACUUUUGGCAAAAGUAGUCCUUCAGAUGUACUCAAUGUACGGACACUCGGAAGGGAACCCAUUUCACCGCCUUUUAAGUCAUUCAUAACUAGACUUAACUCGACUUCAAUUAAGCUAAACCUCAACACAUGGAAAGACGGCGGCUGUCCCUUCACUUCCCACCCAAUCAUUCAAUGGAAACCCAUUGAAUCAAAUCAAUGGAAUCUAUUGUUUGUAAAUUCUGUGUUAGAAACCGCUGUUAUUAACGAAUUUAAAUCAAACAGAAACUAUAAAAUCAAAGUAAUUACGAAGAAUAGCGCCGGGACUACAGCCGUUGAAUACGAUAUCGAGCCCUACGGCUCAGCCAAUAAUGUCUACCAUAUUUCAGGUCACUCUCCGGUCCAGAUAGCGGUCGAACACUUCGACAAUAAAAGUGGUAAUGAAGACAAUGAAGUGAUUCCAGUGCUGUUCACAGUUGUCAUAUCAGUCAUCCUAUUAUUAGCGGGACUUUUGGCGAUCUUUAUAUUAUACAAAGCAAUGCAAAAGAGAUUCAAUCAAAACCCAUGUGAAGAACGGACUCCAAAUACAGACAAUAUAUUCAGAAAAGUAGCGCUCAUUCAUAGCAAUAAAAAUGGUAAACGAGUGUCAGAACAGAUGGAUGUGACCACCGCUGAACUCACGAGUCUUACCUCUACUGAAGAUCAUAUGCGACUCAAAGCUUACAGUAAAAGCACAGAAUCGAUGACCACUUCAUUUCAGUGCAAAGAAGACACUACUUAUAAAUACGUAUCGAUACCUAAACAGGAGAUCCCAUCCGAUUACUAUUCAAUUGUUCACAAGAAUAGGAAAUGUAAGACAAAUGCAAAACAGACGCUCAUAAUAGACGUGAAACAGAGAUCACCGGAAGAAUCGCCGAAUCGGUAUAGCCUUCCGAACACAAUGUUUGACAACGAGAAACAAACGGAAGUCGACUCUCAUCCCAACGAUUGUUGCGGUUAUUUAGUCGACAAUCAAAAGCCAGUCGAUUGUGUCUGUUGUGCCCUCUUUGACGCCGACUGUUGUAAUAGUGGACACAAUUGGCAACCGGUUUGUCAGUUCGACCCCAACUCCGCACAAAUGCCGUCGCCUUACAAGAGCCGCCUUUUGGAUAGACUCCGCGUGUAUUGCGAGGACAGUCACGGGUGA
Oppiella nova is the source of this 4764-nucleotide messenger RNA. NCBI's taxonomy places the organism in Eukaryota, Metazoa, Arthropoda, Arachnida, Sarcoptiformes, Oppiidae. The record is from the annotation of a GenBank genome assembly.